This is a messenger RNA of Candida albicans SC5314, 2154 nucleotides long. RefSeq lists its product as uncharacterized. The transcript has a single exon. Bases 1 to 2154 code for a protein of 717 amino acids. The record is from RefSeq and is a predicted model, not a curated record. NCBI's taxonomy places the organism in Eukaryota, Fungi, Ascomycota, Pichiomycetes, Serinales, Debaryomycetaceae.
AUGUUAGAUCCUACUGAUCAUAACCAACUGUUUAACAAUACUCAAUUUUCCAUUCAUGAAUUUGAAGAACAACAAGACUUUGAAUCUCAGCAACAACAACAACCACCUCAACAACAACAACAACAACAACAACAACAAUUUCAGGAACAAGAAUCCAUUUUUAAAGAAGAUGAUGAUUCAUUGCAACAACAAAUGCAGCAGAACUUCCCAUUGUUUCAAUAUCAACAACCAUUUAUGAGCACUACCAAUUAUUUAUUGGACGAGUCUGUUCAAGAAAAUGAUGACAAUUAUCAGUUGUUAAGUGGAGGUGAUCUUGACAGUACCUCUUCAUUCACUACCAAUUCACUUGCCAAUAUCAAGAGCAAUAGUUUAUAUGGAAAUUCAGUCAAUGUGAAUUUAGGAGCAGUCCCAACUAACUUGAGUAAUCCAGAUACCAUGAUUGCUGGUCAAUUAUCUUCAUCUGUUUCCUCCUCAUAUUAUAACACCCCUUUUAACCAACAACAUCAACAACAAGCACUGCAAAUUAACCAAAGUUUGCAAGGUUUUCAACCAUUUCAAUUACCAAACGACUCAUCAACAUCGUCGUCAUUAUAUUCUUAUGCUAGUGCUAGCGCUAGUGCUCCUCAACAGCAAGUACAUUCAAGACAAGAACAAAUGAGCACUGGAUCUAGUUUUGGAUUUAGUAACACACCAACUCAAUCUACUUUUACCCACACUUCUUCCAAUACCCCUUUACAACAACAAAAUGAUUUAUAUCUAGUUUCAACUUCGAUGAAUUCUUUCUUGGACAAUUCUAAUCUUGUUUACCAUCAAGCAAAGCCAGAGAUGUCACCUAGUGUGAUCAAUCCAAUUGUUCAACAACAAGCAUUAAACUAUAAUUUGUCUCAAAGUUUUCCAAAACCACCAUUAUCCUCAACAUCCACAACUUUUGAUUCUAUCAAUUAUAAUAGUUCACCAACUAUUUCUCAACCUCAGUUCACAUCCCAAUCAUUACCAAACUUAUCAUCGGGUACUACAGGUAAGAAAAAACCUUCCAAAAGAACCAAAUCAAGAACUCCAACCACUAUCUCACGUCCAGUUCCUCUGAAUAUAAAGAAAGAAGAAACCAACACUUUUAAAGUCAAUUCUCACAGUAUUGUCAAACAAGAAAAUGAAUUAUCUUCAACACCAGGUGGUAACAAAAGAUACCGUGUGAUACGAGGAAUAUCUGCUGGUGGUUGCAAUACUAGACCACCAAAAGAAUCAAUGGAGGGUAAGGCUUGUUAUUACUCGAUGAAUCUAAAUUUGAAUGGAGCAUCAUUAAAAGAUAUUUGCUAUCCUAAAUGGAAUCAAUCAGAAAAACAAGAUCGAAGAAGAAUCAUACGUAUUGAGAGAAUUCAACAAGGUCCUGUAAUCACUGCCAAUUUCUCCAUUGUUGGUGCUGCUAAUGAGAACCCUGUGGUUCUACCUCCAUCAAAUCCAGAUAUUGAUGUCAUUGAAGUGUCCUGUUUGGAGUGUGAUGUGAAGAUAAACAAUAGUCAUAUAUCGGAGGGGACUAACUUUUACGAUUCACAAUCAUCGGACGAUGAAAUGGGUGGUAAUAAUGGUGAUGCUGCUGGAAUGGGUGGUGUAGGUGCUAGAAAAUCACCUAAUUAUAUCAAGAAUGAGUUCAAUGAUGAUUAUUAUCAAUAUUAUAUUACAUCAGUUGAAGUGGUUGAAAUUGUUGAAUUAUUGAUUGGUAAUCAAUUUAGAGAUGCUGCUGAAAGAAGAAAAGAAAGAGGCAGAGUCAGAUCUAAUUUAGUUCCCUUCUGGUCAAAGAAACCAAUUAGUUCAAGAAUGAGUGAAACCUCAACUUCAUCAUCAUCCCCACAAAACUCUUCUGUAACUCCCGGUUCGAGUUCAAGUGCACUGGGGACAACAACUACUACUGCUACAGUUGGUGGUGCUGGGUCAUCAUUAACCAACCAUGAUUAUCGUGUUGAGUUGGCUAAAAGAAUUAUGGGUUAUGAAAUUAGAAAACCACGAGGAUUCGAUAAAGAAGUUAGAAUAUUAAGAUGGGAUAAAUUGGUGCCAGCUUUGCAAAGAGCUUUACAAAGUUACUACACUGAAAUUCCUAUUAAUGAUCCUUAUGCACAGUUAUACAGAACUGAAGCCCCAGAAACUCGCAAUAAUUAA